GAUAACACAGACUAUUUUCAUGAUCAUGGGAGGUGUGAGAGAAUUGCUGCUCUUUGUGGUGACUGUGGGGGUUGUGAAAGUUUCUUGUUACCCUGUUGGAAAGUCCCAGAAGCUAGAGCAAGUCUCUCUGCAGAGGAGACUUGGAGAGCUGUCAUCAAAUGACGUCUCCAUUGUGCAUGCCCUGGCCUUGCUCCGAUCCAUAGGGUCUGACGCUAAACAAGACAGAGAAGAGUAUUUCGAGACUAAUGAAGUAGAAUCCCAAGCUUCUCCAAACCACGGUAGCUCUACGGCAAAUGAUGCCCUGUCCUCUGACGACGCUACCUCAAAAGCUGCCACUGGCCCGUCUGACGACGCCGCUACCUCUGAAGCUGCCACCGGCCCGUCUGACGACGCUACCUCUGAAGCUGCCACCGGCCCGUCUGACGACGCUACCUCUGAAGCUGCCACCGGCCCGUCUGACGACGCUACCUCUGAAGCUGCCACCGGCCCGUCUGACGACGCUACCUCUGAAGCUGCCACCGGCCCGUCGGACGACGCUACCUCUGAAGCUGCCACCGGCCCGUCGGACGACGCUACCUCUGAAGCUGCCACCGGCCCGUCUGACGACGCUACCUCUGAAGCUGCCACCGGCCCGUCUGACGACGCUACCUCUGAAGCUGCCACCGGCCCGUCUGACGACGCUACCUCUGAAGCUGCCACCGGCCCGUCUGACGACGCUACCUCUGAAGCUGCCACCGGCCCGUCUGACGACGCUACCUCUGAAGCUGCCACCGGCCCGUCUGACGACGCUACCUCUGAAGCUGCCACCGGCCCGUCUGACGACGCUACCUCUGAAGCUGCCACCGGCCCGUCUGACGACGCUACCUCUGAAGCUGCCACCGGCCCGUCUGACGACGCUACCUCUGAAGCUGCCACCGGCCCGUCUGACGACGCUACCUCUGAAGCUGCCACCGGCCCGUCUGACGACGCUACCUCUGAAGCUGCCACCGGCCCGUCUGACGACGCUACCUCUGAAGCUGCCACCGGCCCGUCUGACGACGCUACCUCUGAAGCUGCCACCGGCCCGUCUGACGACGCUACCUCUGAAGCUGCCACCGGCCCGUCUGACGACGCUACCUCUGAAGCUGCCACCGGCCCGUCUGACGACGCUACCUCUGAAGCUGCCACCGGCCCGUCUGACGACGCUACCUCUGAAGCUGCCACCGGCCCGUCUGACGACGCUACCUCUGAAGCUGCCACCGGCCCGUCUGACGACGCUACCUCUGAAGCUGCCACCGGCCCGUCUGACGACGCUACCUCUGAAGCUGCCACCGGCCCGUCUGACGACGCUACCUCUGAAGCUGCCACCGGCCCGUCUGACGACGCUACCUCUGAAGCUGCCACCGGCCCGUCUGACGACGCUACCUCUGAAGCUGCCACCGGCCCGUCUGACGACGCUACCUCUGAAGCUGCCACCGGCCCGUCUGACGACGCUACCUCUGAAGCUGCCACCGGCCCGUCUGACGACGCUACCUCUGAAGCUGCCACCGGCCCGUCUGACGACGCUACCUCUGAAGCUGCCACCGGCCCGUCUGACGACGCUACCUCUGAAGCUGCCACCGGCCCGUCUGACGACGCUACCUCUGAAGCUGCCACCGGCCCGUCUGACGACGCUACCUCUGAAGCUGCCACCGGCCCGUCUGACGACGCUACCUCUGAAGCUGCCACCGGCCCGUCUGACGACGCUACCUCUGAAGCUGCCACCGGCCCGUCUGACGACGCUACCUCUGAAGCUGCCACCGGCCCGUCUGACGACGCUACCUCUGAAGCUGCCACCGGCCCGUCUGACGACGCUACCUCUGAAGCUGCCACCGGC
Messenger RNA from Salvelinus fontinalis (brook trout), 1855 nucleotides. RefSeq names its product polysialoglycoprotein-like. The record is from RefSeq and is a predicted model, not a curated record. The transcript is spliced from 5 exons. The annotation marks the transcript as partial. Lineage: Eukaryota; Metazoa; Chordata; Actinopteri; Salmoniformes; Salmonidae. Gene Ontology annotation, cellular component: apical cortex; protein-containing complex.